Molecule: messenger RNA, 753 nt
Organism: Ichthyophthirius multifiliis
Lineage: Eukaryota; Ciliophora; Oligohymenophorea; Hymenostomatida
Product: regulator of chromosome condensation, putative
Exons: 4
Source: RefSeq, a predicted model, not a curated record
AUGUAUGGGGAUGUAAAUAUUAAAUUAUUUAUUUUACCAAUUUAAUUCAGAUAUAAAAAAAUUAAUGAUAUAUAAAUAUAAUAAAAAGCCGAUUUAUAAGGAUAAUUAGGUUUAGGAGAAUCCAAAACAUAUCUCAUGCCAAGAGUAUGUAGUUUUUGUAUAGUUAUUGAUAAAGUUUCUUGUGGAUUUAAUCAUACUGCUUUUAUAACUAAUGAUAAGAUUUUAUAUAUGACAGGUUUUUUUAAAAAGAAAUAUAUUUUUAAUUAAUAUUAUUAUAUUAUAAAUAAAGGAAGUAAUAAUUUUGGUUAACUUGGAAUCGGAUAAUAAAAUUUAAAUAACUCUUUUUAACCUUAAUUAGUUGAAGAUUUAUUUAAAAUAAAAAAAGUAAGUUGUGGACACUCAUUUACCUUAUCUUUAACAGCCAAUGGAUAAUUAUAUGGCUUUGGAAAUAACUAGUUAGGUCAAUUAGGAACUGGUGAUUUCGAAAAUAAAAAUAAACAAACUAAAGUGAAACUGGAAAAAAAAAUCCGAAAGAUAAAAUGUGGAUAUUACCAUACACUAAUUUUAGAUGAAAACAAUUUAUUAUACACUUGUGGAUAAAACGACGAAGGAUAAUUAGGAUUAGGGCAUAAAAACUAAAAUAUAUGUAUCCCUACAAUGCUUUAAAUAAAAUAAGUUUGGAAAAUAGCAGCGGGUUAAUAUUCUGGACUAAUAACCGAAAACGGAGAAUUAUAUUUAUUUGAGUGUUUUUGA